AUGGCCCUGGUAACGCUGUCUCUCUGGGCGCUAACGGCUCUCACCUGGGCGAACCUCCUCCAGGUGUCCGCCAACCGGCACGCCGUGCACUGGAACAGCUCCAACAUACACCUGCGCAGAGAGGGCUACACGGUGCAGGUGAACGUCAACGACUACCUGGACAUCUACUGCCCCCACUACAAUGACAGCCAGCGCAUGGUGGGCACCGGCGAGCAGUACGUCCUCUACAUGGUCAGUUACCGGGGUUACAGGACCUGCGACCCCCAGCUGGGCUUCAAGCGGUGGGAGUGCAACCGCCCCCACGCGCCCCACGCGCCGAUCAAGUUCUCGGAGAAGUUCCAGCGCUACAGCGCCUUCUCGCUGGGCUACGAGUUCCACGUGGGGCAGGAGUACUACUACAUCUCUACGCCCACCCAUCACCACGGACGCAGCUGUCUGAGGCUACGAGUCUACGUCUGCUGCUCCACAGCCUCUGAUGUGGAUGAUGAGCCAGAGCCUACAGAACCAGACUACACACUUAGACCAGGACUCAAAAUUGAUGACAUUGAUGACUUUAACCCUUUCGUUCCCAAGCUGGAGAAGAGUGUCAGCGGGAGCAGCCCGUCGAGGGACCGCCUCCUCAUCACCGUCAUGAUGCUCCUCCUGGUCACGCUCUUCGUCUCCUAGCAACAGCUGUCCCAUCAGCAUCGCCA
Molecule: messenger RNA, 692 nt
Organism: Lampris incognitus (smalleye Pacific opah)
Lineage: Eukaryota; Metazoa; Chordata; Actinopteri; Lampriformes; Lampridae
Gene: efna3b
Product: ephrin-A3b
Exons: 5
Coding region: 1-666 (221 amino acids)
Biological process (GO): axon guidance; ephrin receptor signaling pathway
Cellular component (GO): plasma membrane
Molecular function (GO): ephrin receptor binding
Source: RefSeq, a predicted model, not a curated record